AUGAAGUUCUCAACUUCCGCUGCCGUUAUUGCUGCCGUUCUUGGUCAGGCCUCCGCUCACUCUUGGAUUGAGGAGAUGCAGGUGAUUGAUUCGUCGACUGGCAACUACACUGGCGACUAUGGCUACACUCGUGGCUAUGUUGCUCGCACUGAUCCUGGCUUCAGCGGCGAUUCUGUCGACUAUCUUGUGCCAGCCCUUAGCUCUGGUCGCACUCGUAUCGACGGCACUGAUCUUCUCUGCCACCCUGAUCAACGCACCUCAAACUACACCAACUCAAAGUACCCUCGUCUUCAAGCUGCCCCUGGCUCCUACAUUGCCAUGAAGUACCUUGAGAAUGGUCACGUCACUCUCCCUCAAAAUCAACCUGGCAAGCCCAAGUCUGGCGGUACUGUUUUCGUCUACGCCACCACCAAACCAUCUGACACUGAGAAGAUUGCUGAUGUUCUUGAAUGGAACACUGCUGGUAAUGGUGGUGACUCACGUGGUACUCAAAUUGCUGCUCAAAACUUCGAUGAUGGACGUUGUCAUCAACUCAACUCUGGCACCAUCUCUCUUCAACGCCAAAAGGCUUUCCCUGAUCGUAUCGCUGGUCAACCUGACUCCAACAUUGAGCAGUGGUGUGAGACUGACGUUCACAUUCCUUCAACCUACAAGACUGGUGACACUGUUACUGUCUACUGGGUUUGGCAAUGGCCCACUGAGGCUGGUGUUGACCCCACUUACCCCACUGGCAAGGAUGAAUACUACACCUCUUGCGCUGAGAUUGACAUUGUCGACUCGGUCAACAAUGCUUCGCCUGUCCACACUCUUCAACAGCAGGACCCUCAAACCACGGCUGUCAGUAGCUUCAAGUCUAGAGCUGCUUUGACUACCAGCCCUCUCUACACUCUCGCUGGUGGUGCAUCAGCCUCUGCUACUGCAGCUUCUGGUUCUGCCUCCUCUUCAACUGCCUCUUCGUCGGCCUCUUCAUCCGCUGUUCCUUCCAACACUUCAACAGCCCCAAGCAGUGAGUUCACCGAUCUUCCUGUAAUCUCUCUCCCACCCUUCCCUUUCGCUAACACCUCUUCUCCAACUCCAGGACCCACCUACAAACCCAGCCACGCCUCUGGCAACCCAUCCUUCCCCUUCUUCAGCCCUCCCGCUGCUCAGAUGCCCAGCUUUGUCACUGUCACCGACUACAUCACCAUGUCUGGUGUUGCCAAUAAGGCCCAGGGUGCUGCUCCCACCCCCAAAACCACUACUCAGUUUGUGACUGAGUAUGUUACUGCUUCUGCUAGCACUGUUGUUGUUCCUGCUGUUUCUGAGGGUUCGUUGCCCUCGGUUGUUGCUGUGCCUGAUCAGGCUGGUAAUGCUGGCUUGAUUGGUAGACGCUUUGUUGCUUGA
This is a messenger RNA of Aureobasidium musti, 1383 nucleotides long. NCBI's taxonomy places the organism in Eukaryota, Fungi, Ascomycota, Dothideomycetes, Dothideales, Saccotheciaceae. The record is from the annotation of a GenBank genome assembly.